ACCACAUCUAAAACCCACAGCUCAUCUUCUCUUCUCCUAUUCCAUACCAAAGCAUCACCACAUCGCAAUGGCCAGCAAAGUCUUCAACGUCGGCGUCGUAGGCUACGGCCUCUCCGCCAAAGUCUUCCACAUCCCCUUCAUCACCACCACCCCCUCCCUCGCUCUCCACUCCAUCGUCCAGCGCUCGCCCAAGCCCAACGACUCGGCCCCCGCCGACUACCCAAACCUCAAGCACUACACAGACUCGGCCGCCCUCAUCGCCGACCCAGACGUCGACGUCGUCGUCGUCACCACGCCGCCCGACAACCACUUCGACCUGACCAAGCGCGCGCUCGAGGCCGGCAAGCACGUCCUGACCGAGAAGCCCUUUGUGCCCAGCUCGGCCGAGGCCCAACAACUCGCCGACAUUUCCAAGAAGACGGGCAAGCUCAUCUGCGUGUACCAGAACCGCCGCUGGGACGCCGACUUCCUGCUGGCCAAGCACCUCAUCGAGGCCGGCCAGCUCGGCCGCAUCGUCGAGUUCAACACGCACUUUGACCGCUACCGCGCCGACGCGCCCACCAACUGGAAGGGCCAGCUGGGCGUCUCGCACGGCGGCAGCGCCCUCUUCGACCUGGGCACGCACCUCAUCGACCAGGCCUACGUGCUCUUCGGCCUGCCCCAGUCCGUCCGCGGCCGCCUGCUGAACCAGCGUGAGGCCCGCGCCGAGUUCGAGACGCCCGACGCCGUGUCCGCGCAGCUCUUCUACGCCUCGGGCCUGCUGGUCAACGUCGGCAUCAGCGCCCUCAGCGCCGAGACGCGCCAGCUGCGCUACUGGGUGCGCGGCACAAAGGGCAGCUUCCGCAAGUUCGACCUCGACCCGCAGGAGGACCAGCUGCGCGCCGGCGGAAAGCCCACCGAUGCCGGAUACGGCGUGGAGAGCACCGCCAACAGCAGCCUGACGGCCGUCGACGAGGCCACCGGCAAGGCCAGCGAGGUGCCCGUCCCGCAGCUCGAGCCCGAGACGUACCGCGCCUUUUACAGCCAGUUUGCCAAUGCCCUGGUCAGCGGAAAGGCCGAGGACGUUCCCGUCAAGGCGGAGCAGGCCCGCGAUGUGCUGAGGAUCAUUGAGGGUGUCUUGGAGAGCGCAAAGACUGGCAAGGAUGCUGUUCUGGCAUAGGCGGCGAGUUGAAAAAUCAGGGGACGAGGGGAGAGCAUGUGAAUGUACAUGUGUGGAUGAGGUUACGAUUUGAACAUUUUGUGGAUAAAUAUACCAGCCGUUUGCAUGGAAAGUAAAAAUAGGAGUUUUUGAAUUCAAAAGUUGAGCAAGUUGCAAAGAUGUUGAGAUUGUGUGUUGUUAUAUUCUUUGAAUGUCAUGGUUGUUGUAAAGUAUUACAUCAGAAGCCGGUUUCGAGCACACACAAACAACAUGUAAAUGAGCAAACAAAGUGUGUAAAAGAAUAGUCAUUCAAAUUAAUGAAAUCAGCAUGUUACUUGCAUAACCCAACCAAACCAAGCCCAGCCUGCGAACCAAAAGUAUAGGCUAAAACGUCAAAACCAAAAAGAAAUAGACAAAAUACACGACUAUAUGCGCCAUCGCCUUGAUGGAUAGUAUCAUUAUGCAUCUCUUUUCUAAUCCAUCCAAUGAAUGCCAAAAAAAGAAAACUCCAAAUUCAUAAAGGUCAAAUGCCUUACAUGAGCAACACAGCACACGUAACUGCCGCCAACACCGUCAUCACCGUCGCGCCGCUGGCAGAUCUCGCGCCCAUGUUGCUGUCAAUCUUGAUGGGCGUGUCCAAGAUCCUUGGUUGGUAGUCUGCCGGUGUUCCUGUUUGGAUCGUGCCGUUCCAGCAGUACUGCUGGAAGCACUUGUUGCAGGCAUCGGGCACGGGAGUCUUGGUGCGCUCGAAGCUGCGGGACAGCAUGGCGCAGCCGACGCACACUGGCCAGUUGGAGUCGCGAGUCGCAUUGCCCUGAGUGACAACGUCCCAGCCGUUGGUAAUGACGGCAUUGCGCUCAUCGUCUGCGUACGACAUCUGGAAAGUCGAAAGGUUGGACUGGAACUGGUAGGGGUAGUUGGGCAGAUAGACAAUCAGGGGCGAUGUGUCCGUCACGUUGGUCGAGUUGCAGCCGAAAAAGACGGGCUUGGUGUUGAGUCCGAGGUUGAGGAAAGUCUCUCUCCCGGGGACAUAGGGGAAUCCAGUGCCGUUUGAGAUUUUGCUGACUGCACGCUCGUACGUGGCAAUGGGAGAGGCACCAUCGGGCCAGCCGUUGGUAUCGGCCGACGAGUCGACAGAAAAGACAACGUCUACCUUGCGCUCCUGCAGCAGAUGAGGGUGGUAGGGAAUGUUCUGCAGAUCCUCACCGCCAUCCACAAGAGUCAAUCGGUUGUUGUCGGCAAAGGGGUUGGUCUUGUUGUUCCAUCCCUUGAAGGGGUUCGGCGUCCAGUCGGCAAUGUCGUUGUUGUCGUUACCGAGCCCGGUUAAAACACCAGUGAGAAUCUUGACGACGAAAUCGGGGAUGCCUUUGGGAACAAUGGAGUUUGUGCCAUUGUCGUUUUGGAGGUAGAGGAUGAUUUGGUUGAAGAGAGUGCUAGAGGUGCCCAUGAUGAAGCCGACAUUGUCGAAUCCCACAAAGCAAGAUUCGUUCUUGGGCAGCACGCCGUUGUUGAACUUGGAACCGGCGUACUUGAGCGGGAUGUAGCCAUUCAGAGUCGGGUCGGAUGAGCCCAUCUCCCAGGGGUUAAAGUCAAAGAUGGUCGAGUUGUUGGAGAUGAUGGUCUCUCCAGGCGGGCGACUAUCUGCGACUAGGAAAGGGAGAGGCGCUCUCGCGUUUUUGAAGUCAGGGUCGUCGGCAAUGGAGGAGAAGGUGUAGCCAGGGCCACCGCUGGUGACGUCGACGAGCUGGUAAGAGAGGAAGCGACCCCAGUAGUCGGUGAUGGAACGAUCGAAGCCAGCCUUGUCCUUGGCAUCGACGUCGUCAAAGACUUCAUUAUAAUAGCUUGUCAGGCUAACUGACUUGGGACC
Messenger RNA from Trichoderma atroviride IMI 206040, 3005 nucleotides. RefSeq lists its product as uncharacterized. Gene Ontology annotation, molecular function: nucleotide binding. NCBI's taxonomy places the organism in Eukaryota, Fungi, Ascomycota, Sordariomycetes, Hypocreales, Hypocreaceae. The record is from RefSeq and is a predicted model, not a curated record.